Bursaphelenchus xylophilus (pine wood nematode) is the source of this 338-nucleotide messenger RNA. The record is from the annotation of a GenBank genome assembly. NCBI's taxonomy places the organism in Eukaryota, Metazoa, Nematoda, Chromadorea, Rhabditida, Aphelenchoididae.
AUGAGCCCGGGGGGCCGCUGGAUUCUUCAAAAGGGUGCUCACCUUCUCUUCCGGUCAAACCGGAGCGCCCGGGCCCUCCGCUUCAUCCGGGGGGCCCUCUGGAAACUUCAUGGGCGCUCGGUAGGACAAAAUUAGGUAAGAUUUCUUUGUUUUAUGGCUGUUUGACCUUGAUUUAGGCAAAAUCAAUGUAAUUUUUGUUCUAUUUUCAGAUGAAGGUCAGUCCAGGCCGAAGUGGAUCGGGCACCCAUGCCCCCCGAAUCAGUCCGGGGGGCCUCUGGAAUAAAAAAAGGGUGCCCAUCCAAGUCCACGAAGAACUAAGAGAAGGUGGAGCGCCCUAG